UCCUUGUUUCUUUUCUCCUGAAAUUUGAGGACUUUUAGGUGAAUUUAUAUAUUUUUUUUUAUUUUAUCAAACCAUUUCUUGUUUUGUUUUUAAUUAUUUGGUUCUUUUUAAUAUCGGAUAAUCCGCUAUUAUAGGAUAAACCUACAGGUUUCUGAGAUGCAAUUUUCUUUCUUAAGUUCGGUGAUCUUUCAUACGAUAGUUUUCCUCGUUAUUUGAUUGCCGCCAACUAUUGUGUUCUGGAAAAGUGAUGAGUAUUUCAAAAACCAGCAUUUAAUUUUGCGAUUGUAAAAUCCUUGUUUUUGCAUGCAAUAGUUUCUUUGAUUUGUCUUCUUGAUUUUUUUAUUUUCUAUUUUCAUUACUAGCAUUUUUUUUCUUCAUUUUCUUAUGUAAACAAAAAGAAAACACCCGACUUCAAGAUCUAUGCAACUUACAAUGUCAAGCUCAAGUAUGAAAAGCCUAUUGAAAGGCCUCCGAUACAUUUCUCAAGUAUUUGAAAGUGGAAAAGAAGAAGAAGAGAUAGAGAUAGGGAAUCCAACGGACGUAAAGCAUGUAGCCCAUAUUGGUUGGGAUGGACCAUCCUCUACUCCUGCCUCCGCACCAAGCUGGAUGAACGAGUUCAAAGAUGGUGCUGGAUUAGAAUCUGGACAAGGAGGCGGAGAAGAUGAUUCCUCCGCGAGAUGUAUGUCGGAAUGUGGCGGUCGGAUCAGAGAUUUACCAAAAUUACCAAAAUCUACGAGGAAAGCAGCUUCCGAGAAAGGUUCUCCAACAAGAGAAAUAUCAUCGGACAAAACUAAACGUCGGUCGUCGAAAAAAGGAACAACAUCAUCGUCAAGAAGACCAAAAGAAGUGUCUGAACUAAACGAGUUUUCUUCUUGGUCUAGUCCAGGAACAGGAAGUUUACCAGAAGUUCCGAAGAAAUCAAGGAGGAAGAAGAAGACGAAGGAAACUGGAGGAGGUUCAACUAGAUCGAUCGGAAGAUCUGACGUGGAUAACAUGUCUGAAACUGGUUCUGUGAGAUCUAUGCCUCAAUUCGACAACAGAGAUGACUUUUGAGAAGGAGAGACAGAAGAAGAGUCUUUCCUGCUUGGCUAA
Molecule: messenger RNA, 1092 nt
Organism: Brassica oleracea var. oleracea
Lineage: Eukaryota; Viridiplantae; Streptophyta; Magnoliopsida; Brassicales; Brassicaceae
Product: CRIB domain-containing protein RIC6-like
Exons: 3
Coding region: 421-1053 (210 amino acids)
Source: RefSeq, a predicted model, not a curated record